GGAAAUUGCAGGAUUUGUUUUGUAUGAGCUCUUGUAUUGGCAGUGUUCUGAUGUCAUUGUGCAAUAUAGCAUUUAUACAGGCAUGUGGGACAUUCAUUCUGCAGAUAACACAGUAGCCGGCAGACAUCUUAUUUCUGACAGUGUUAGAAGAUUAAGCAUUUUGUUUGAGAAAUGAUGACAUUACAGGGCUGUGAUAAAGACUGUUUCAGCACCAGUGGUGUUGUGGUGCCUGGAGGUUAGACUCUAAUUUGGCUGUAACAGCCAUUCUGGGGAGUGAAAUAUUCCACAACAAUAAGACGUUCUGCACAUUGCUGCGCUUAAAACAAUAAUAGUUCAGCAACAUAUACAACUCUGGAAAGAAUUACCUUUUUCUUUCCUUUCCAAAAAAGUUGAAAAGGAAAGUGUUGAGUGAGGAACAGAAGCGUUCAGUUUGCAGUGGUCUCUUAAUUUUGUCCGGAGAUGUAUGUUAACCAUUCUGAUCUGUUGCAUCAGCCUAAAUAAUUGAUAGAGGGAAUAUAGUGGUUUCUCAAUGAAACAGUGUGUAAAUUACCUGCACUACUUUGAUAUACAUCAGUGAUUUUGACGUCAUUAUAUACCAUGCCUACUGAAGAAAAGGUGGUUAAAUGGUGUAUAUUCCCUCCACUGUGCCACUGUGUAGCAUAUAGCACUAGCAUGACUCACACUAGACCUUUCGCACACAUUCAUCACCUAUUCCAUUGAUUGAGGUUGGGCCUUAAGAUAGCUGAAGUAGACUUGAUUAUCCAAGUCCAAGUUGGUUUCUAACCGGACUCCAGGAUCAAUACCUUUAUUGAACAUUAUUGCAGAGGCCUGGGAGUUUCUGGGUGACAACCUAUCAAUCAUAACCAAAUCCAUUUCAAGGUCGUCUGGAUGCCUGUGCAACAUUUACCAGACCAGUUAACACAUACAGACCUCCUAUUCAGCAUUUUGAUCCUACAUGCAGAGUGUGUAAUGGUGACAAGUCAUGCUCAGUGGAUAUUGCCCGGUUGGAUAUUUGCAUACCGGUAUCACGCUUUGUUGGGAUCUGCAGUAUGUUACUAUGAGUCUGAACACGCAGGGAGAAGGAGAGCUGGUUGGGCAGGCAGUCAAUGUUCAGAGUAGGGAGGAUGGUCCCUGGGUGUUACCCUUCAUAGCUCUGAGGAGGCCUGAGGAGACUUGUUGGAAGCAGACAGAGGGAGUUGUUUGUUUUGUCAGCUGGAAGGACAGGAUUACACAUAGCUUUAAGGUGAUUCUGCUGUACCAGUGGAAGCAACUGGAGAAUUUGUAUUUUCGGGAGAAGAAAUUUGCUGUGGAAGUGAAUGACCCUCACAGGCGAGCCGUGACAAAGCGUACAUUCGGCCAAACUGGCUUAGUUAUCCACACAUGGUACGCCAGCCACUCCAUGAUCAAAACCAUCUGGGUCAUGGCUAUCAGUCAGCACCAGUUUUACUUGGACAGGAAGCAAAUCAAGGGUAAAAUAACCGCAGCGAAAAGUUUGGGUGACAUUGCCGUAGAUCUAACAGAACAUGGAGGAGGAACCAAAAUAUCCAGACUUGGAGACAACCUGAAGAACAACCUCAUUAUGGCUAGCACUGGCAGCCUGGUGUCCACAGGUUCUGCAGAUUCAGUUGUAGAUGAAGAGCAAAAAAAGGAGAAGAUCUCUGAGCUAAAGAAGAAGGAGCAAGAGAUCCAAGAUGUUUUGACUCAGAAAACAAAGGAGCUGAAGAAAAUCUGCUUGAGAGAGGCGGAGCUCACAGGCAAACUGCCAAAAGAGUAUCCUCUGUCUACAGGUGAGAGACCCCCCCAUGUGAGACGACGGGUUGGCACGGCCUUCAAACUGGAUGACCUCUUCCCAUACAACGAGGAUCCUUAUCUAAGGAACUUAGAGAGCAUGUUUGCUCUGCAGCAGAAGAUUGUAGAAGCAGCGAAGAAGCUUGCCUCUGAGUCAGAGCUCUGUAAAACUGUGAAAAGGAAGAGGAGGAGGAACUGUCAAGAUGCCAUGAGAAAACUGCAGCAGGUUGAAGACGAGAUGAACCAGUACAGAAUCAAGAAGGGCAAGAAGCCUACCCAAAGAGCCUCUUUGAUUAUUGCAGAUGAACUAACCCGUUUAGAGACUAGCUCCUUGUCCGACAGUCAGAUACUAGAUGAUGAUGACUCUGAUGGUGCUCAGAGGCCCCGGUCUCGCUCGGUCCAGUGUUCCCCUCAGACCAGCCCGCCGCGCUCCCUGGAUCACCACAGUAACAACAACAAAAGCCUUGGCAGGCUAGAGUUCAACAGCCAGGACGCGUCCCAUCACUACCACCCCAGGGAGGUGUCGUCCGCACACAGCAGCCCCUACAAAACCCUGCCCAGACCUCCGCGGGACCCCUGCGGCAUGCCCCGCACCCCUGUCAUGACCCGCAAUGCCUACAGCAGCAGCCAACUCCGGAUGGAUGGAAACUCUCAGUCUUUCAGGCACCGCAGCGGGAGUCUGGAGUCUCAGCAACGACCACUGAAGGACGCUGACUCGGAGAAGCCGGUGUUCACCCUGUCCCCAGCCCGGAGGACCAACAGCACGGAGGCCCUGGAGGACUGCUCCUCCUACACCAGCCAGUCCAGCCUGGACUACCCGGGAAACCCCCACUACUGCACCCUGGACUCUCGAACCCGCAACCAUCAGCUGCACCGGAGGGUGGAGGUGUACGGAAACACGGGCAGCAUGCCCAACCUGGUCCAGAACCACAUAGGCUGUAGUUACACGUACGAGCCCCCGGGACACUACGCGCCGGCCGCUUACUACGUGGCAGGCUACCCCUGUCCAGACAUGGAGCCCUACACCAACGGCGCGCCGUAUGUGUACGAGAACGAGAUGGAGGGCCACUACAACGUCAACCCUUCCUACCAGGUACACAGUUACCAUGGACACGAGCGCUACAGGACCUAUAGGAGCGACCGGGCGGACAGCCUGGCUCAGAACCCCUACGCCACCAUGAGGUUGCCUCGGACUAGACAGGGGCCACGCCACGAGCCGUUGCAGAAGAACAUGCAGAAGGCCCUGGUAGCUGAGCACCUCCGAGGGUGGUAUCACCGCAGCGGGGGCCAGCGGGAGGCCAGCAGGGGUCUGGCUGGGUGUGACUAUGAUGUGGGCUCUCAGCUCAGCCUGGGGUAUCAGACCAUGCCAGCCCCCCUCAGCCACUCCAGCCGAACCACGUCCUACUCCUCAGUUUCAUCAACCAGCACGGGGAACUGGCGCAGCCAGCUUGCCGUGGGUCUGUCAGAUUAUGACAACAUGCUAGACUCACCACAGCACCCUCAGCCAGGAGCCCAAACCAACUACAACCGGAGCCCUACCCAUUCCAGAUUUUCCCCAGAAUUCAAUGUGUUGAAGAGGUCUGAUACGAUGCCACAGAAAUCAGAGUCACUAGAGGUGUUUGGUGCUGUAGCCAGUUGCACUGAGGAUGACGAUUAGGCAGACAUUCAAAGACAGAAGGAAGAUUCUACAUGGAUCGAAAUUACAUGGGCAUCCACUAAAGAUAAGAGGGUCCAUAUAAAAACUGUUGAGCCCAACAAUGAAAGCUCAGGCCGCUGGAAGGAUCCCAACUAACCUCUGAACCCAUAAUAUGACACUCGAAUGACUCCCAUGUGCCUUGGAUUGGAUGGAGAUCAGUAGUUGUAGAUCUGUUAAUGGCACAAAUGCAACAUUUUGCUUACCUGCAAAACCAGCUUUGUCAUUGUGAAUAUUUUAAAGAACCUUUAAAACAUUUUAAACAAUGGGAUACCUUUCUCCAACGUAUAUUAAACUAUUGUAAUAUGGAAAAAUAUUACUUAAAAAAAAGUGCUUAUGAUUUUUAUGAUAAUCAGUAAACUGUGUGUUGGGAGCGUGGGAAUAAGGUUCAAUAGCGGGCCAGAGUGGUGCCACACAGUACACACAUCGCUACUGAUCUACAGGUCAUAUCCUGAAAGUUGUAAAUUAACUUGAAUAUCUUUGUAAAACAUUUAGGUCAAAUUUAAGUUAUUAUUUACAAAAUGUGAUAAAAGAAUAAACCAACCCUCCUUUACAUGUCUGUGUGUUCCCGGUUGUCCAUCCGUGUGCUAACACUCUCUGUCCUCUCCUGAGUGUGACUCUGACAUGAGAUGUUCAUAUGGUUUAAAGGGUAAUAUGAUUUCAUAUUAUGUGCAAGUGUUAAUGUAGUGUACAUGGUGUGCAUGUGGCCAACAUAAACUUUUGAUAAGCAGCAUUUUUUUGUAUGAUUGUAAAAUGAUAUGCCUUUACCCCAAAAUAACGGUCCUUUAUUUGUUUCACUACAUAUUUGUACAUUCUCCAUGUAUUGUUAGGCUUUGUCAUCUCCUACUCUUAAGUGAAUUUUCUCCCAUUUGGAUUUAGGAACUCAAUAAAAACCAGUGUAAAACACAUAGA
Messenger RNA from Esox lucius (northern pike), 4393 nucleotides. RefSeq names its product FERM domain containing 4Bb (gene frmd4bb). Gene Ontology annotation, cellular component: cytoskeleton; bicellular tight junction; adherens junction. NCBI's taxonomy places the organism in Eukaryota, Metazoa, Chordata, Actinopteri, Esociformes, Esocidae. The transcript is spliced from 13 exons. Gene Ontology annotation, molecular function: cytoskeletal protein binding. Bases 983 to 3445 code for a protein of 820 amino acids. The record is from RefSeq and is a predicted model, not a curated record. Gene Ontology annotation, biological process: establishment of epithelial cell polarity.